AUUUGUGAGCGUCGGCACCUCUCCUCCCAACAAACGCAGCAUCCAAAGCUAACUCACUCUCCUUUCUCUUUUCUUCCCGUCACUCUCCUUCAUCGCUCUUCGUCAAGGGCACAACAAUCCUUUUACUCGCAGGCCGACGCGCUCUCCAACCUUUCCAUGGCGCACCAGGCAUCUUAUCCCGACUCAGACGACUUGUCCCACUAUCAUUAUCAGGCAAAGUCGUCGUAUUUCCAAGAACCGCAGUCAGAAGUCAAAGCAUCCUACGAUGAUCUUAUUGACGAGUAUGCUUCUCCCUACGCUGCCAAUACCCAUCACAAGACAUUCGCCGUCGAAACGCCAAUGACGGGUGCACCACAACAUCGCCGAGGCCCCUCGACGCCCAUGAAGACUACUUUUUCCUCAAAGCAGUCAGAUGAUACCUUCCACGAUCAACCACUGCCUCUUUAUCCGCCCCCGCCGGUGAAGGACAUGGAGAAGCAACGGUGGUAUCAAUGGGCCAAUAUAAUUCCGGACUCGAUAGCAUGCCGCCUAUACAUUUUAACGGUUCUCAUCGAAACUGCAAUAGAUCUUGCUAUCGAAGGAGAACUACUGGUGAGGGUGAAUCGAGAGACCGAAGACGGCACAAACACCAAAAAGAUGUCCGUCUACCUCAGUAUAUUCGCCAUAGCUCAUGUGUUUCAAUUUUACAUGGCUGCGGAAGCUGUCGUGACAAGAAAUACACUACAGUUUAUCGCUCUAACUCUCUUCAAUGCUCUACUGCUUCUCUACGCCGUCAUACAGAUAGGCGAGAUCAAGCAGAACGUCGAUGGAGCCUCUGGCGGCAUUUCUGACAUCCCAAUUGACGUUCUCACUGUAAUCAUCCCUUGCGUGAUUGCAGCUGCAGAACUUGCGUUUAUGGGCCUGGGGUGGAAAAUUUACCAUGAAUUUGGCUGGAAAGUCUACAAAUUCCUUGGCGCUGACAGGAGGAUCAAGAAGUUAUACGCCAACUACCAGAUUUAUGAAUGUCUAAUCAAAUUCGACGUUUUCUUCUUCGCGGGUUUUUCGGUCCAGUUUUUGUGGCUGGUGCUCAACAGCAACGACUGGGAAUACUAUGUGACCAUCGCUGCUCUUCCUCUCUCGAUCGUCCUUUUGGUGGAAGGUCAUUAUGCUGCAAAGUACGAGAACAAGUGGAUGAUGGCGACCUUCAUGUCAGGUUGUGUGGGUGCGAUGGUGUAUUUCGUAUACAAGUUCGUGAAGGUUCUUAUGUACAAGGAUCGAGAAGCAGAAUUGCAAUCCGCAUGGAAGUCACUUACCAUCUUUUCUGUCAUCGCGAUCCUUUUACUUUCCGUCACUUUCGUUUUUUCGUACCUCAUCACGAGGGGUUUCGGCCGAGGAUUGAAAGACUCGCUGAAACGAAAGAACAGCAUGUCCGGGAAGAAUCCGUCGCAUAGCAGAGCAGCCAGUGCGAAUCCAAAUCGUAUGAGCAUCGAUUGAGCAUGGUGCAUCACACGACUUUCCAUGAUUUUUCAUCAUUGUACUGAUUACUUGGGCAUUGCAUACACAUCAUCGGGCACGGACACUUGACAGGUAUCUUGAACAUCUAUCCUUUCGCAUGUUCUGUCGCACCCCGUUUCUUUACAUUAUCUUAUACCAUAAAUUCGGUACUGUUUCGACCUUUUAACCUGUAGAUUCAGGUGUAGCUGUUUCCUGUUUGUUUCGCCAGCGUAUAGAUGUAUUCUUAGGUUUGAUCCUGCGCG
This is a messenger RNA of Desarmillaria tabescens, 1736 nucleotides long. RefSeq lists its product as uncharacterized. Gene Ontology annotation, cellular component: Golgi apparatus. The coding region runs from base 157 to 1473 and encodes 438 amino acids. The transcript is spliced from 7 exons. The record is from RefSeq and is a predicted model, not a curated record. NCBI's taxonomy places the organism in Eukaryota, Fungi, Basidiomycota, Agaricomycetes, Agaricales, Physalacriaceae.